AUGAAUUCUCCUGAUCCAGGUUCUCCGAUCUCAACUGAUUCAUCUGAUUCACCUCCACCUGAUGAUUUCCAGUUUGUGCCAAGUGGCCCGAGCGCCCGCGAUCCCCAUACAUCGUUCUUCCAUUCCGCUACGACUCAAAUAUUGGGAAACAUCUCGUCAGUGAUGCCUAGCCCUGGGUCUAAGCGCCGCCUCCCUGGCGGCUCUUCCUUCGAUGGUCCUUCACGGAGAGAUGCAAAGACGAGGAGACGAGAGGAUGCAAUGAGCAUGGCGGGAAAUUCUCGCCGAAUGACGGAAAGCCAAAAUCAAAAUAUAGGAGGAAGUAACUCUGGAAUGACUGCAAGUAAUGCCUGGGGAGCGAAGAGUGAACACGGGAGCAGGCGUGAUAAAGAAGACCUUGUUGAUGUUUCAAUGGCAGAACAACUUAGAAAAGAAUUUGGAGACCCGUUCUUGGAGACAGCCAUUAAGAGCCCAAGUUGA
Suillus subalutaceus is the source of this 477-nucleotide messenger RNA. RefSeq lists its product as uncharacterized. The coding region runs from base 1 to 477 and encodes 158 amino acids. The transcript has 2 exons. The record is from RefSeq and is a predicted model, not a curated record. Lineage: Eukaryota; Fungi; Basidiomycota; Agaricomycetes; Boletales; Suillaceae.